AGUGCUGAUCAUCGUAGUGAGGCUGACUGCAGGAGCAGAGACCCAAGGAGCUACUGCUUGAAACGCCCUGCAUCCUCCCCUACCUUCCAUCUCCAUCUCUCUCUCUAUCCUGCAUGUGAAGCAUGGAUUCGAUUUACAUUUUUCUUGUGCUACUUGUUUCCCAAACCUAUUUUCCAGCCUCUGCAGACAGGAAAUUCGGUUGUCUGUUUGAGAACGAGUUGUGCUCUCCGUACGAGAUCUGUGUCAACGAUGGGAUGUUCGGGAGGUGUCACUCCAAACCAGUUCCGGGGACAGAGGUGUACACCUAUGACGUAUCUCUGUCUGUGGUUCAGCACUUCAGGACACUGCUGCAGAAACUCUCCCACAGAGGGUUGAUCUGGGAGGAUGAGGCCACCCAGCAGAUCCUGUCCAAGGAGCUGUCUAAGCUGAGGAAGAUCCCCUACAGACACCUACAGGACUCCAGCCCGCAUGUCUAUAGCAGCAGCAAAUCCAGACCCUCUACCCAGGCUAUGGACCCAGGAGACCAAAAGAUCAAGCCUGUGGAGGUGGAGCUCAGUAGAAACCUUCAGAACGUCCUACAGCAUCUGGGCCUCCUUUCCCAGGCCUCGUCCCCCACGGGCCCCAAGAGUCCCAGCAAGAGUGACCUUUACCAAUCUGGCGUCUUCUCUGACUACUACCGGCCCAAGUCCCAGGGAGAGGGACAUUUUCCCCCACUGUCCUUAUUCCAGCCUCCCUACCAGGACAGACACUCUGCAGGGGAUGGAGACCUCCUUGUAGCUGCCCUUAGGCACUACCUGUCUGCGCAGGGACCGCCCCAGACCGGGGGGGGCCCCAAAGUCCCAACCUUGCCCUCCCCGCUACGCCCCUCCUACAGCAACAGUAUAGACAGUGCUGGGCCUAAAGAGAACUCUCAAUCCCAAACACCCAACGUGGAUAGACUUUUACUCAUCCAGACAGCUGGAGCCAGUCAACCCUCUAGUCCAAAAGAACCCUUCAGUCCAAUGGAUGAGGUGUUCAUCCAGAAGGUUCUGAAGAACGUGGGCAGACACAAUGUGGACGUGGACGACAUGAGUCCAAAAGACAUGGACCAGCUGUCGACACUGAUCGCUAACGCCCUACAGGUAGUGGAUAAAAAACAUCCCCAGGCCAGACCAGGACCAAGAGACCUGGGGGAGGAAGAGGAGCAGGAGGAUGAGGAAGGGAAUGAGGGGCCUGGAGAACAGGGGCCCGGGGAACAGGAGGAGGAGGAGGAGAAGGAGGACAGUGACCCUCCAUCCGCCACAGAGAAAACAGCUCCGGAGAGCACUCUCCUAGAGGAGUCUGUGGUCCAAGAGCGACAAAUGGAGGGAGACAGAGAGCCAGCAGGCUCCAAUGACAAGCCCCAGGAUGCCGCCGGCUUAUUUGCAAAGCUCCUGGCGUACCUGGAUAAGAGUGAGUCCCCAGCCCAGAGACUCCGGGGAGAUUCCCCCGGCCAGGCUGGUGUGGCUGCAGGGCUGGGCAAGGGCAGGGAUGUCGGUCUGGAGAAUGUCCGCAGUAAGACCACUCUGGCCGAGGUGAAGACCAUAUUACCCAGACAGUUGCAAGAAAAAGCGGCAGUGCAAAAGAAGUCGACCCACUCAAUGGACGUGGAGGAGGUGGCUGCGGUGGAGGGCUGGAUCCAGGCAGUGGAGCCUCCAGCUGCCAAGAUGGUCUACCAGGAGCCCCUUAAGAAGAAAGUGAACGUCCAGGAGCCCUUUAAGAAGAAAGUGAACGUCCAGGAGCUGCAGCUAGAUGUCAAAGCUGCUGUGGCCACGAAGAAAACAACUGAUGAUGACUACGGCUAUGUCAUCACUGACACAGUCGCGCUACAGACUGAUGAGGGACUCCACUUGAUGGAGAUUCUGGCACGGCGGGCCAAGCUGCAGAUGACUGACUUCCUGGAGCUCUCAGUGGUGGGCCCAGCUGUGACCUUCAGAGUACGACCUAAUACCCAGAAUGUCAGCACUGCAGAUGUGGCCAACGUAGCAGUUCGCCAGAAGGAUGCAGUGGAGAAGGAGGCCAAGGUGAUCAUUCUGGAGGCUGGAAUCACAGAUAGAAGCCAGAUCAGCCAGAUUCCCACCAAGUACAGCGCAGCCGAGUCCGCCAAGUUCCUGAUCCUGACAGUGGUGUCUAUCCUUUGCAUCGUGGCUGUGCUGCUGGCCUCCAUCGUGGUCUACUGCCUCCGACACCACUCUUACCUCAAGCUCAAGGAGAAACUCACCAGCCUGGGAACAGACACAGGCAGCGAUGCUACGUCCACCUAUCAAGAACCGUGUCGUCAGCGGAUGUCGGUCAAGCCGCCGGCGGAGUGUCCAGAGCCGAUGCACAGUGUGGCGCCCCAGUUCAGCGACGGGGGGCCCAUCGUCAGCCCCUCGGCACGAAGCUCCACCUCCUCCUGGUCUGAGGAACCCGUCCACUCUAACAUGGACAUCUCCACUGGUCACAUGAUCCUGUUUUACAUGGAGGACCACCUGAAAAACCAGAAUCGUCUGGAGAAGGAGUGGGAGGCUCUGUGUGGGUACCAGGCUGAGCCCAACGCCUCCACUACAGGCCUGGGGGCCGGGAACACAAAGAAGAACCGCUCCAAUGCUGUGGUGGCCUAUGAUCACUCAAGAAUAACCUUGAAGGUUGAAAACAGCCAAGGCAAUUCAGAUUACAUCAAUGCCAGCCCAGUUAUGGACCACGACCCACGGAACCCAGCCUACAUUGCUACUCAAGGCCCUCUCCCCUCCACGGUGUCUGAUUUCUGGCAGAUGGUGUGGGAGAACGGCUGUGUGGUCAUUGUCAUGCUGACGCCCCUCACUGAGAGCGGAGUCAAACAGUGCUACCACUACUGGCCUGACGAGGGGUCCAACCUUUACCACAUCUAUGAGGUGAACCUGGUGUCGGAGCACAUCUGGUGUGAUGAUUUCCUGGUUCGUAGUUUCUACCUGAAGAACAUGCAGACCAACGAGACGCGCACCGUCACACAGUUCCACUUCCUCACCUGGCUCAACCAGAACGUCCCUGAGUCCAGCAGGACUCUCCUGGACUUCCGCCGAAAGGUUAACAAGUGCUACCGGGGAAGGUCUUGUCCUAUAAUAGUCCACUGCAGCGACGGCGCCGGGAGGAGUGGAACAUACAUUCUGAUUGACAUGGUUCUCAAUAAGAUGGCUAAAGGUGCUAAGGAGAUUGAUAUUGCUGCCACCUUGGAGCACUUGAGGGACCAGCGGCCGGCUAUGGUCCAGACAAAGGGGCAGUUUGAGUUUGCAUUGACAGCUGUCGCAGAGGAGGUGAACGCCAUACUCAAAGCUCUUCCACAGUGAGAGGAGUACCCACUACCGAGCCUCAGCAGCAGCUCUCACCGGGGAUCUCUCUCCUUCCCUCUUGUCCUCCCAUUCCACAACUCCUCCUCUCUACCUCUCCUCCACCUCUCCGUCUUUGUGGAUGCCGUGCGAGAAAGUGUGACCUGAUCUUAGCUGUGCAAUAUGGCGCCUUUAUUGUUUUGUCUGUGGAGCUUGUUUCCAAACAGACAAUUUAGAUCAUCGAGAUUUUGACUGAUUGAAAAAAAGUUUCAUCUGUUAAAUGAUUGGAAUAUAUUAAUCACGGGAAUCUUGUUUUUAGAUUUCUAUGUGUGUGUGUGUAAAUGAGUAUAUUGGUCAUCACAUCUGAAUCAUAGGACAUGUUUAAGUUUGAUGUCUUUUUUUCACUUUGGUCCCGUGUACUGAACCAUACCAUGUAAUGUAGAUCAGAAGGAAAACUGCUCAGUUAGGUCAAGUGAAUACUGAUAACAAUUCUAGUUACCAUAGUGAUAAUGAUACCAAGCAAUAUGUGUUUCCUCAGAUUGUUGAGACCUGGGCAAAUAAGUGUAAGUUGUGGACAACGAUUGUGAGUAAACCAAAUGUAGUUACGCUAAUGCCUGCCUCAAGUAAAGCAGUUCUAUGAA
Molecule: messenger RNA, 3943 nt
Organism: Oncorhynchus keta (chum salmon)
Lineage: Eukaryota; Metazoa; Chordata; Actinopteri; Salmoniformes; Salmonidae
Product: receptor-type tyrosine-protein phosphatase N2-like
Exons: 25
Coding region: 123-3323 (1066 amino acids)
Biological process (GO): protein dephosphorylation
Cellular component (GO): secretory granule
Molecular function (GO): protein tyrosine phosphatase activity
Source: RefSeq, a predicted model, not a curated record